UUUGAUCCAGUAACUUGGAAUGUUUCUGGUGCUCAUGCAACAACGUUUAAGAGUUAUUUGGCAUAUCUUGCUCGAAGUUGUUGUAGUAUUUUGAAACAUGAGUGGAAGGAAGUAGACGAAGAAGAAAAAACAAAAUUGUGGACUGAUCUUGAGAGUUAUUUUGACAUUCCGGUAAUUAAUAAAGAUCGUGAUAAAGAUCCUUUGAGGAAUGCAUGGUUAUCUUAUGCGGGAGACCGAUGGAGAGGUUUUAAGACACAACUCACGAGAGAAUAUGUUUCAAGGCCCAAAGAGGAUCGCAAACCUCCAUAUGUGAGGAAAAAAGUCAAAAGGGUAAGGAAAAAGUGGCCAACAAUUGCCACCCCCAUAGAUUAUCACGUGGAGGGUAUGAUUUGCUUACGGAGACUAUGAUUGCUGAAAAGAAGUUGUUGGCAGAGAGCGUUGAUCGUAGUCCAUCUCCACCCACCCGUCAUGAAAGCUGGAAGAGGGCGCGACAAACAAAAGAUGGUUCGUACACAUCAACGGCUACACAAGUUGUUGCCGAUAAAAUUGACUCUCUAGUUGAAGAGACGAAAAAGGGCAACUUUGUUCCAAUCGGACGUGAUGAUAUUCUAACAAGUGCCCUUGGAACAGCUGAGCAUGGUGGCCAAGUUCGUGGUGUUGGACGAGGUGCUACAUUUAGCAAUUAUUUUGGAAGGGCUUCAAGGUCAUCAUCGAAUACAAAUGUCACUGAGCAGCUCUCACAACUAGAAGAAAAACUUAGAGCUGAAUUUGAAGAGAAGAUGGCUGAAGAGCGUCAAUUGAUGCAAAAGACAAUGAUGGAGACUCUUAAAUCUGUCGGUUUCUCUCAAAACGCCUCCCCUACAAAGCAAGUGGUUGACGAUUCUUCUCCAAAACAUGUUGCAGGGAACUAUGACAGUAUGAAAGCUAGUUGUUCUGCUGCACCAACAAACAUUAAAGAGGACUUAGAUAAUGGUGUAGACUCGGUUCAAAAAUUGUUAUGCAUGAUUGUCAAAAGGAAAACAUAUUUGCCCAUACAGCUGGAACAUGAUAAGAUUGUCAAGAAUUUUAAGAUGUCGCCAAAGUAUAUGAAAGACUUGUUGGUGGGUGAUAAUUGGCUUGACUUAUCAAUUCUACAGCUUUGGUGCACGUAUAUGCAACGUGUUUCCAUAGACACAAAAAAAUCAGAUUUGUUUGCAUUUUUGGACCCGGUUCAAUUGAGUUUUGCAUCAAAGCCAGUUUCACUUCAAAAGGCGGGUAAACAAUACAUUCAAAAUAAUUUGCGUGAUCUAAACAAAGUGUGCUACUUAGCACCACAUCUUUUUGACGGGCAUUGGCAAUUAAUAAUUAUGUGUCCUAUGGACAAUGUUAUAGUUUGUCUUUGUUCAUUACACCGUAAGAUACCUGAGGCAGCGAGGAAUUUUUUUACAGAUGCUUUUAAAGUUCAUCAAUUGGCAACUUUUGGUAAUAGAAAGAAGGCUACAUGGAUUUUUCCCAAAACAAGGCGACAACCUAACGGUAAUGACUGUGGAUAUUAUGUAAUGAAGAACAUGCUUGACAUUGUCACCGCUAGUAUUACAAAGAAUUGGAUGGAGGUGUUCGAUGAUCCCACGUCAUUAACUGAGGAGGAGAUGUAUGAAUUGCGAAACAACUGGGCUACUUGUUUUCUUGACAUGUACAAUCCCGAGGUAGAUUAUGUUGUUUCCGAUGAUGAGGUUUAG
This is a messenger RNA of Trifolium pratense (red clover), 1718 nucleotides long. RefSeq lists its product as uncharacterized. Bases 405 to 1718 code for a protein of 437 amino acids. Gene Ontology annotation, molecular function: cysteine-type peptidase activity. The transcript has 9 exons. NCBI's taxonomy places the organism in Eukaryota, Viridiplantae, Streptophyta, Magnoliopsida, Fabales, Fabaceae. The record is from RefSeq and is a predicted model, not a curated record. Gene Ontology annotation, biological process: proteolysis.